Molecule: messenger RNA, 3468 nt
Organism: Cervus elaphus (red deer)
Lineage: Eukaryota; Metazoa; Chordata; Mammalia; Artiodactyla; Cervidae
Gene: SZRD1
Product: SUZ RNA binding domain containing 1
Exons: 4
Coding region: 59-517 (152 amino acids)
Source: RefSeq, a predicted model, not a curated record
CGCACUUCAGGGCGCAGGCGCACGGAGGGGUUGGGGAGGAGGGAAAGCGGCGAGUAAGAUGGAAGAUGAGGAGGUCGCUGAAAGCUGGGAGGAGGCGGCAGACAGCGGGGAAAUAGACAGACGGUUGGAAAAAAAACUGAAGAUCACACAAAAGGAGAGCAGGAAAUCCAAAUCUCCUCCCAAAGUGCCCAUUGUGAUUCAGGACGAUAGCCUUCCCACGGGCCCCCCUCCACAGAUCCGCAUCCUCAAGAGGCCCACCAGCAACGGUGUGGUCAGCGGCCCCAACUCCGCCAGCAGGCCGGCCCUCCCGGUCAAGUCCCUGGCGCAGCGGGAGGCAGAGUACGCGGAGGCCCGGAAGCGGAUCCUGGGCAGCGCCAGCCCGGAGGAGGAGCAAGAGAAGCCCAUCCUCGACCGGCCAACCCGGAUCUCCCAGCCGGAAGACAGCCGGCAGCCCAACAAUGUGAUCAGACAGCCUCUGGGUCCCGAUGGGUCCCAAGGCUUCAAACAGCGCAGAUAAACGCGGGCUGCCAAGGAUGCCGCCGCCCGCUGCAGGCCGCACUGCGGGGGCAGACCGCUGGACUUGAGCAGAGGGAGCGACCGACUGACUUGCACUGUGAUCCCCUUUGCUCCGCCCACUGUGACCUUGACCCCCAUGCACUGUGACCGCCCUUCCCCCUCUUCCCACUGCGAUUGGCGUGUCUACAAGGGCUGUCCCCAGUCAAUGGAAAGGGAAAGGGUGGGGGUUAGAGGAGGGUUGGGGGACCCCCCAGGGACUCAGAGUAGAGAGUCAGGCAGUGCCCCUUGGCCACUCGGGGUGAAGCCAGUGCCAGCAAUAACAGUUUAUCAUGCUCAUUAAUUUGGGAUUUCAAAACGCAGAUGAGAACUCCCGUCCACCACCCUCAAGUGCGUGUCCUCAUCACUUAAAAGCAAGUUCCUUGGGAAAAUAUCCUUUUUUUUUUUCUUUCCUUCCUAUUUUUGUUUAUACAAAUAUUUGAUUUGCAAAAAAAAAAAGUGCAUGGGAGAGGUUUUAGCAGUUUAAUGAAUUUUUAAUUGAGAAAGGAUAGUUUGGUAGUCUACUUAAAAGUGUUUCUGGGAAAUUCACUAGAAACAUUAACCAAUAGGACUUUGGUGAGCUUAGCUUCUGUAUUCCUACUGCCGCCCAGACGGGGCCGGGCUCUGCAGCCCCCAGGACAGUUGAGCACCCAUGCCUAUACCUCCCUCCCCCAGCUACGGCCCAGGGCCUCUGUGCCCUGCCUGCAGACUGGGCUAGCUCUGUAGGCUCUGAGAGCCUGGGGAGGGUGCCAACCCCUCACCUCUAGUAUUUUGGGAGAUGGAGAAAGUGAACAGACUUCCCCUUCCAAAACCCCUCAGGGUGGUUCCCUACCAGCCAGGCUUACUGCUUCUGGAAGAAGGCAAGGAGUGAGGCUGCACUCCAGGCUGUGGGAAUAAGGGCUGCAAGACUUGCUCCGUGUUUUGCUGUCAACACAAGGAAAGCCAGGAGAGAGUCUGACUCCAGGACUCUGAGCCUCCUGCUGAGUGUGGUCAGAACACAGGUGGACUUUCCCGCUCCAGCAAGACUUAGAAAUAACUUUCACGUGUCUGUGGGGUGCCAUCGCUGUCGAUGGCAUCGGCUUGGUAACUGUACCCAGGACAUUUCCCUUGUGAAAUCACUACCUGAGGAGCAAACCAUUCUGAGUACGUUUGGGGAAAAACAAGCUGUGCAUUGCAAAGGUUGGUAAUGACAGACUGGUUCCCCCUGCGCCUAGGCUACCCUCCAUCCCUUUUUUCCAGAGCAAGGGCCUUGAGCCAAGGCAGUUUACCCUCUGUCCUUAAAGCCUGGAGACUGGCUUUGGCUCUUUGCGGUGGAAGAGGCUUAGAGGGCUCUGCCCAGAGCAGCCGUGUGUACCAUCUGGCCCCUUUCAGGCUUUCUGAGCUGUCCCGUUGCACUGCACCUGGCAUCCCUCAGCCAGCCAGACGGCCUGCCUGCUCGGCAGAUGAGUUUUGGAACGGGUGCUGUGAUGUCUGUGGUUGGGGCAGCUUGUACCGGCCACGGUGGCGGGCCAGGUCUUGCAGGCUCGCUCCUGCCUCUGGUCCUCCUGCCCUCACCUCACCCCGUGGGGAUGUUAGCGGGACCCAGCAAGCCUUGGCCCAUUGCGUCUGCCCCUUAGGAGGGGAGGUUGGCUGCCAGCCGAGUCAGCAGCUAGUCCCUAGCACGGGCUUACCACUGAGUGGAGCCCGGAAGCGGUGUGUGCAGAGAGCUGGAUGCAGCUUCAGUGAGAGCCUGGGCAUGCUGAGUGCCAGCACAGGCUGUUCUGAGGGGUGGGCGGAGGGGAAGGCUGCUGUCUCCACGGCCCGGACCAGGUUUCUGCGUCCGAGACGGACAGUGUCCAUCCCUCACGUGACAGUGGUUUCUGGCCCAAGAUGAGACUCUCCUUUUCAGCUGGAGAAGGUACAGGGGUGGGCAGGUAGAAAGGCCAGAGGUGCUGAGGGCCCCACUGUGGGGACCAUCUGCUCUCGCUCCCCUCUUCUGGCGGGAGCCCAGGAGGCCGGCUGACGGGUGUCUGGAUCGAGGGGGUCGUGGGGCCUGCGGCUCCCGCCUCCCUCCGGCCAAAGACGGGCUCUGCCCGCUGCGUGCCUGCCCCCACCCACCCGCAGUCUACCCUGGCUCCCCAGACAGAGAGGUGACAGACAAAACUUAAACGAAGUGAAACAGGAAACUCUUGUGUUGGGGGGAGGUGGGCGGGGAGAUGGGAGAACGGUUUGGAUUUUGUGUGUGUGUUUGUGGGGGUUUUUUUUUUUUGUAGUUGUCUGUAACUUUCCUUAAGUGCUUUUUUUUUUUUUUUUAAAGUAAGCUGCAGGCUUUGGCUUGGAAAACCCCGGAGGGGUGAGGGGGGCAGAAACCUGAGGCUGCUGCCCCUUAUCUGCCUCCGUGGUUCUGUCCCCUUCCCCAGCUCCCCACUCACCCCCGAGCCAGACCUCAGACCUCCCAGCUAACCGCUUCCCAUGAGCCACUACUCUGACGUCAGCCUAUAACCAAAGGAGCUGGGGGUCUGGGCCUGGUGACCCCCCCUUCUCCGCCCACUCAGUCAGGGUGCUCCCCACCUGCAGGCAGGAGGCAACACCCGAUCUGCUCCCCUCAGCCCCUCCAGGGCCCCGCCCCGCCCUCCCCUGCUCGCCCCGCCUGGGGACACUCUGCUCAGGGACGGGCCGGCAGGGCUGCCCCGGCCUCCCCGGUAGGCAGAGACUCUGGAAGCCUCUGGGGUCCUGUUUUCAGCCAUGCGGCCCCCGGGGUGCAUGCGGGCCCCUCGGGCGUCUGAACAGGGAGGCCCGGGAGGGAGCCUGCCCCCUGCCGUCCUGCUCUGCCGGUCCGGCGGGCAUUCCCACCCCACCCCGCACCGCGGGCUCCUGAGUCGGCAGAUGAGGCAUUUUAUAAAUUGUAUUUUAAAUACAUGUUUUAAACUUGUCAAA